Molecule: messenger RNA, 1205 nt
Organism: Pocillopora verrucosa
Lineage: Eukaryota; Metazoa; Cnidaria; Anthozoa; Scleractinia; Pocilloporidae
Product: potassium channel subfamily K member 3-like
Biological process (GO): stabilization of membrane potential; potassium ion transmembrane transport
Cellular component (GO): plasma membrane
Molecular function (GO): outward rectifier potassium channel activity; potassium ion leak channel activity
Source: RefSeq, a predicted model, not a curated record
AUGAAAGCUGGCACAAGAGAUAUUUUAAUUCGCUUCACUUUAGUUGCGUUGUUUCUAUUAAUUGGCGCUGCAGUUUUUCAAGUCCUUGAAAGUACAACAGAUCCACGCGAACUUGAACUGGCUGAAGACGCCGACAAAGCAACUCUGGAGAAAAUGCGAACAAACUUAAGCGUGAAUAUGUCGAAGGAAGAAUUUGACGAUCUAGUGAACAAGCUUCAUAAAUUUCAAGAAGAUCAUCACCAAAGAGCGUCAAGCUAUGAGUGGACGUUUUAUGCUUCACUUUAUUUCUCGUCGAGUGUUAUAACCACAAUCGGCUAUGGCCACAUGGCUCCUGCCACAUUUGGCGGCCGGUUAUUUUGUGUUUUUUACGCGCUAUUUGGUAUACCUCUCUGUAUGUUGGCGUUGAAAUCAAUAGGAGAGAGAAUCAACGAAUUGAUCGAAAAUGGUUUUAUUUUGAUCAGUUCAAAGUACCAGCUCCAACAAGACAAAGGUAUUAAGAUUAAGGUGCUAUUAAGCACUGCUGCCCUGGUCCUAGUCCUUCUCAUGCUCGGUGGACUGCUGUAUUUGUCAGAAGGCUGGAGCUACUUUGACGGAGUUUACUACUGCUUUAUAGCUUUAAGCACUAUUGGGUUUGGGGAUAUGGUACCUAGGAAAGGCCAGGAGCCUUCAUCCGGGAUCCAAACGCUGGAACUUGUCGUCCGGGGUUUCUACAUUGUAUUCGGCCUCGCCCUUGUGUCGAGUCUACUCUCUGCAGUUGUAGCGGCAGCUGAAGUAUUGAACAGAUGGAACGGCUUCAAAAGGACAAAAGGUCUUUGCUGUCACAGAAGGACGGGUGCAAAUAUCACAGAGGAACUGGGUCCAGUAUCUGAUGGCUUGUACACAGUCUCUCGCAACCUGGAUAAUAUUGUGUUUCCAUCUGUCAUUCCUUUCAGACGAUUUGCUUCACAUCAGUCAACACCGCUGAUAAAUGAUCCACGCUGGCUUUACUGAGCUGAAAAUCUUAUCGAUAGUAACCAACCAGGGCGUGACAGUAAGAUCGUGUUUUUCUGUGUGUGAUUUACUGGUGGAAUUUCUAGAUCUAAGAAUGGCGAAGUAAUUUCUUGGCCCAAAGACGUAGAUAGAUGGUAAGAGCAAGCUACCUAGAGUUACGCAUCACUUAUUAUUAUGAACGGAUUAGCCCUGUUAACUUUUAUUUACAGAUUGGU